Schistosoma intercalatum is the source of this 456-nucleotide messenger RNA. The record is from the annotation of a GenBank genome assembly. NCBI's taxonomy places the organism in Eukaryota, Metazoa, Platyhelminthes, Trematoda, Strigeidida, Schistosomatidae.
AUGAAUUCUCAAUACUUUAUCAAAAUAUCUAUUGAACCAAUUGAAUAUUCCAAUGUAUUUGAUUUAAUCAAUGAUUCUUCGAUUGGAGCUGUUUCUACAUUUUUCGGGAUUACUAGAAAAUAUGAUCAAGAAAGAAUUGUACAAGCAUUGAAAUAUGAAUGUUAUUUGAAAAUGACUUAUUUAGAAAUGGAAAAAAUUAUUAAAAAUUCUUAUCAAUUAUGGCCAUCAUUAGUACAUAUAAUUGUACUUCAUAGAUAUGGAAUUGUUCCUGUAGGAGAAAUCAGUGUAGCAAUAGCUGUCAGUUCACCACAUCGUAAAGAUAGUCUUGAUGCUGUGAAAUAUUUAAUUGAAUCAAUUAAAUCACAAUUACCAAUUUGGAAAAAGGAGAUUUAUGAAGAUGGUACAUUCAAAUGGAAAAGAAAUAAUGAAUGUUUUUGGUUACAAAAAGAGAAAUAA